Molecule: messenger RNA, 567 nt
Organism: Mycena citricolor
Lineage: Eukaryota; Fungi; Basidiomycota; Agaricomycetes; Agaricales; Mycenaceae
Source: the annotation of a GenBank genome assembly
AUGCAUGCAUUGCUCAUUCCCGAGCUUCUCGACACUCAUCUCGCCCCUGCGCUCGGUUUCAUGAUCCACAAUGUCGUUACGCAAUCCGUUACCCCACCAUUGUACUGGGACGGAGAUUCGGUGGUUCCGAUGACAGCGUACAUCAAUUGUGCGGUCCAUGCAACGAUGAUUGGACGCGCAUUCAGCCUGCUCUCGUCAUCGGCGCCUUCAGCGGACGGCAAAACCGAGGACGAUAUCCUCGCUGCUGCGUCGGAUCUCCCUUCCGAACUCAAGCUCCUGAUCCAUGUUGAGUUCAUGACAUAUCAGCGUCAGCGGCGACGUCUCUGGCAACAUGCUAUUUCCCCCGUUUUUGUCAAAGCUCUGCUGACUGGCGGAGAAGCCGAGCCUGGGUCGCUCUUUGCGUCGGCCAUCAUCGCCCUCGGCUGCUGGCAUGCCCUCAUGAGCGCCAGCCCGCCUGUUAAGGGGAGGGGGAAAGACUUUGUGGCGAGUAUUGUGUCAGACCUCGCAUCUGCCGAGAAACAACUGGGAUGUCGCGGCCUUGAGGGCAAACGAACGCAAUUGGGGUAG